This is a messenger RNA of Sitodiplosis mosellana (orange wheat blossom midge), 1683 nucleotides long. It is a transcript of the gene Mob3, whose product is annotated as MOB kinase activator-like 3. Gene Ontology annotation, molecular function: protein kinase activator activity. Gene Ontology annotation, biological process: positive regulation of protein phosphorylation; signal transduction. Lineage: Eukaryota; Metazoa; Arthropoda; Insecta; Diptera; Cecidomyiidae. Gene Ontology annotation, cellular component: cytoplasm; nucleus. The coding region runs from base 660 to 1316 and encodes 218 amino acids. The transcript has 5 exons. The record is from RefSeq and is a predicted model, not a curated record.
GAAUUCAUUCUACUGUCAUUGAACGUAUCCAUUAUAGAUUCUGAUGCAAUUUUUUUUUUCAAUAUUUUACAUAAGCAACAAUAAAACCCGAUAAAAAUCAAUCAAAACUCGGGCCCUCUCAAUAAAACACAUUCCCAAUUGGCAAUCUUUUGCUCUGAAAUCAAUUUGCAUUGAAAAUGAGAGAAAGUUUUAACAUUUGUUUAGCAUUGCGUGUGUACUAAAUGUAUUCAAAAAAAAAAGAGUUUGUUUUUCGUUUGUUUGUGUUUGUGCAUAUUGAAUGACUUGCCAUUGUUUACUAGUAGUAAUAUUUGUCGUCGUUCUCUCAGUUGACUUGAUCGUAGCAGGAGAGUGUCUUUCUCUUCUCAUAUGAUUCAAAUAAAAUUGGCCAUUUCACAAAAGUUAAUCGCAUUUUAUCGGAAUUUCCUACGUGAACAAUAAUUUCUAUUUUCGAGUGAGUUAUUUUGGAAUUCAAGCAAGUGGCCGAUUGAUAUGAAAACGAGAGUCCAUUUCAAGUGCAAAAGUUGUGGGUGUGUGUGAUGUAUGGGCUGUGUGGUGAAUAUUGUGUGUAUAUUUGAAACCAUUGAAAUUUAAGGCGAUCGACGAAUAAUCAAAACAAAUCAUCAAACAAUUGAACGAUUCACGGUGAAUGAAAACUGACGAUGGCGCUGAACGGAUUUCUGGAUUUUUUCCAAAAGGGAAAGACAUUUCGACCGAAAAAAAGAUUUACUCAGGGAACAAUUAGAUACUCGCUACAUAAACAAGCUCAGGCCAGUCUUCAAUCGGGUAUUAAUUUACGGCAAGUUGUCAAACUACCAGAAGGCGAAAAUAUGAACGAUUGGAUUGCAGUGCAUGUGGUCGAUUUCUUCAAUCGUAUCAACUUAAUCUAUGGCACUGUAUCGGAGUAUUGUAAUGAAACCACAUGCCCAACGAUGUCUGGUGGACCACGAUAUGAAUAUUUAUGGGCCGAUGGUGAGAAUUUUAAAAAGCCAACAGCAUUACCAGCACCAAAGUACAUCGAAUAUCUGAUGGACUGGACAGAAAGCCAAAUCAAUAACGAAAGUGUAUUUCCCGUUACAACUAAUGUUCCUUUUCCGAAAACGUUUCAACAUCUCUGCCGGAAAAUACUGACAAGGCUCUUCCGGGUCUUUGUACACGUGUACAUCCAUCAUUUUGAUCGGAUCGUCAGCAUUGGAGCGGAAGCGCAUGUAAACACUUGUUACAAGCAUUUUUACUACUUUGUUCAAGAAUUUGAUUUGGUGUCGGCCAAAGAGCUGGAGCCAUUAUCCGAGAUGACUGCCCAUAUAUGUAAAGAUUAAGAAUAAUAUGAUAAGAGAGAGUGUACCAGCCGGCGAGUAGAAAAUUCCUCGAAAACACCAACACAUCUCAAACACCAGUUUGAAAUCCUGAACCGCACACAAAGAGGAUUUUCCUCUUUUUUUUUUAAAUGUACAAAAAUAUAAACAGUUUAUUUAUUGGUAAAUGCGUAAUGUUUGUUCGUUUGUUUGUUUUCCAAUAUACAAAUGGUUGUAAUUUGUAUCUCCAUUAGAAUAAUUUUAAUCAGUAAUGAUAUUUAAAAGAAGAGAAAAAAAAAUGAUGAAGAUGAAAGUUCGUAGAAAAAUGUUUUGUCUGUCCAAAUAUUCUACAACGUAAAUAUACCGAAAAUUGCCAACAUUUUAACCAAAA